Colletotrichum lupini is the source of this 1116-nucleotide messenger RNA. RefSeq lists its product as uncharacterized. The record is from RefSeq and is a predicted model, not a curated record. Bases 1 to 1116 code for a protein of 371 amino acids. The transcript has 4 exons. NCBI's taxonomy places the organism in Eukaryota, Fungi, Ascomycota, Sordariomycetes, Glomerellales, Glomerellaceae.
AUGCCACGCCACGAUGCACUUUCCCACCGAGAUUGUCUGCUUGCAUUCCCUCCCAUUCCACGCCAUGACCUCGACGCCCUCGAGCUGUCAAAUCUCGCCUCCCCGUCCGCCACGGCGAAGCUCGCGUGUGCUUCUCCUGGUGGUGGUGGUGGUGGUGUUCCAUCCCAUAUAUCCUUUGUGCCACCUUCCAUCCAUCCGCUCGAGCCAACCACUGCGCCGAACAUGGCAAACGAAAUCUCACAACCUCCAACUCUAUCACUUCCUGACCUCAUCUUUGACACCUUCCAGCGCAUCAGCAGACAACCUACAACCAAACAGCCGCCGCGCCCGCUGGCUUGCUUCGGCAUCAUCGCAUGUGAAGCCAACUGCAGAUGUCGUAAUCGCAACUCCCACCAUCACUGCCUCCUUCUAGCCAAGCUUGCAUCUUUGGCCGUUUGGGACGCAGUACGGAGCAGCUGCGAAUCUCUGGGGGCUCGGGAGGGGGUUGAACAUGAGGGGCGCCGCGGCUUCCAUAGUGGGGUGCCUGCCUCUCUCACCGGGCAGGUUAUCACAGAUCGUCGAGGCAAGUCAUCUCGAGCACAGAGUCCAUACAACCAAGGGCCCAAACUCUGCUGCGCCCGUCAACUAUCAAAUCGUGACAACACCCGCCGGCCUGCAUUCGAGAUUGCUGUCGACUUGCAGUUUGCGGCCUCGUACAUGAGGCAAUACCUGAUUUUCCCGCCCGUAGGCAACUGGCGCACCCCGGCCGAUCCUGCCCCGAUCCCCUCUGCCCUAGGUAAGAGUUCCUGGAAUCCAAGGGACGAAUCGUCAUCCAGGGAUCAUGACCUCUUCCUCCACGGCCUCCACCCGAACGCAGCAACCCAGGCCCUUGACCCCAUCUCUCGUCACUCACACCUUGUGGAGAAUGGCCAGCCGCCAAUCACCAACCUGCAGCCGUGCCGUUGGCUGCCCCAGGGCUGGAACAAGUACUCCUUGAGGCGCCGCCCUCAGUCCAAUCGAGUCAGCUCCGGUGUGGGCUCCCAGGAUCACGCCCAGACACAGGCACCACAGCCAGUCCACCUCCGCUCACCGCAGCAUCCAACCACAGACGCCUACAUAAUCCUUAGCCUAUCGUAA